CAUAUUAUAUACACACACACACACACACACAGUAUAAAGACACACUAUAAAGAACAAGUUUCAGCUGUGUGAUAAUUUGGUGUUUUCUUGUUUAGUUUGUUGCUUUUGAGUUGCAUAAUAAAAUGGAGAAAAAGCAAGUUGGGGAGCUUGUAUCUGUAACCUUCACAUGGAGGAUUGAAAAAUUCUCAAGGUUGAGACCCCAGAAGCAUUACUCUGAGGGUUUCGCCGUCGGUGAUUUUAAAUGGCAGAUGGUUGUAUAUCCGAAGGGAAGCAGUGGAAAUCCCGGAAGGCAAGACCUGUCGAUAUAUUUGAAUGUCGCAGAUGCUAGAAUAUUGUCAUCUGGGUGGAGCAGAUAUGCCCAAUUCACCUUGACCGUCGUCAAUCAACUUGACAGUGACAAGUCCAUAACAUUUGAAACUAAACAUGUGUUCAGCGCAAGUAAAAGUGAUUGGGGCUUCACAUCAUUCAUGCCUCUAAGUGAGCUUUUUGAUUGCACCGAAGGGUUUCUUGUGAACGAUGCAUGUGUUCUGGAAGCCGAGGUUGCUGUAAGUCAGGUUGACUACACGAGUGCUUCUGAAGUCCACGAAACUUGGUUUUUUACACCUAGAAAACCCUCAGAGAACGAUAAUGAAAGGCAAGGACAUUCAAAUGUGGAUGCUGUGCAAAUUCCACAGGUGCCUGCUUUUCAGGAUUCACCAAGUUCUGAACAAAAGCAAACAAAUGCUAAUUCGUUGCAAGCUCCAAACUCUUCAAAAGCACUUACGAAAUCCAGUUCUUGUCAAGUGCUUGCUUUCCAGGAAGAACCAAGCUCUGAACAAUAUUGCCCUGAGCCUAACGAUAGCCCUGUUGAAUCUCCUAUAGUCAAGGAACAUGAGCUAGCACGCUCUACCCCACUUGGUGAGCUCAUGGAUUUCCGGGGUUUACAGAAAAUAGACAAAGAUUAUGUUCCAUAUCUAGAGGAAGUCUGUUUGUUGCAUCCUUCAUUGAUCGAGUGCCAGAGGAAGAGAAGUCGUGUGUUUACUGAAUGGGCAUUCACAGCUUUGGGUAGACUCCUGCACUUUUUGAAGACUACAAGGGGUAAGGAUAUGAUCGAGGAUCCCUGUGAGGAGCACCUUCAACUUUUAUGGGAGGAGCUCGGAACCUUCAAAUUUGACUUGGCUUGGUUGGAGCCUCAUGUUCAGUCUGCUUUGGGUAUGAAGAAGUUUGUGGAAAGGGAACGACAUGUAACGGAGCUGAGAAAUAAUGUGGAUGCUUUGGAUAUUGAGAUCAAGAGAUUGAAGGCUUGGCUAACUGUUGCGGAGGUAGAAUUUGUGGUUGCGAAAACAGACAUGGGAGAGGCAGAAGAAAGCUUUGUUGCAAUAAAUAUGGAUAGUGAGCUCGGUUACGGCGGGAGGCACUAGCCGUCCUUGCAGAAUUAUCUCUUUUAUAUGAAAAAACACAUGCAAUCUAUGUAUUACAGGUCAAACUCCCUUGCAUGUUAAGGAUGAAUGUGAUCAUGUUUCUUAA
Messenger RNA from Pyrus x bretschneideri (Chinese white pear), 1506 nucleotides. RefSeq lists its product as uncharacterized. Bases 123 to 1400 code for a protein of 425 amino acids. Gene Ontology annotation, molecular function: protein binding. The transcript is spliced from 3 exons. The record is from RefSeq and is a predicted model, not a curated record. Lineage: Eukaryota; Viridiplantae; Streptophyta; Magnoliopsida; Rosales; Rosaceae.